AUGCCUUCGGAAAUAUUCUUGAUCAUCUUUCGCUAUAUCGAAGUACAUGAUCUCAUCACCGCAUUUGCGAAUCUCAAUUCUUAUUUUGACUCACUUCUUGCGUCAUCACAUUUGCGUGUACAUGCAAUUAUCUGCCCAAAUGACAUCUCUUUACCACCGAAAACCAGCAACUCACUUUGGCACAUCAUCAAACCUCAGAAUCUUUGUUCGAUGAAGAUGAAAGAUAAGAAACAGACACUUUUAGUCGAAUUUGUUCUAUGCCAUGCCAAUGAUCUCAUUCACCUGACAAGUCUCACUUUGGUUAUGGAAGGAUGUCAUAUCGAAGGCAUCAUACGCAUUCUCCCACUUUUAGUCGAUCUGAAGCACUUGUUUAUCAAAAAAAGAUCACGGAACACCGAAACAAAUAGCAAAAAUUCGUUUCUCACAACCAUUCUUAAGAUGAAGAGUCUUUGCACUUGUACUAUGAAUGAAUGGUUUACCGAACAUGCCGAGAGAAAUUUCACAUCCAGCAAUACCAUACGGAAACUUUCCUUGAAAUCGACUGUUUCAGCAUCAUUGAUUCUACUUAUUCUACCCUAUAUGCCCAGCUUACGUGUAUUUCGAAUCGACACAUUGAAUUCGCAUGAUUUCCUGCCAUUUCCUCAAGAAAAAUUCAUUCAUGAUCGAUUAGCUGUACUCGAAAUUCGUAGCUUCGGUAGCGAAUAUUGGGAGUUUGAACGUCUGAUCCAUGCUGCUCCCAAUCUUCGUCAUCUGCGCAUAUCCUACUGGCCAUUAUAUGGCAACGACAAUCACGACAUUUUCCUAAACCCUAAUCUAUUCAAGAGAUUGGUUGAGUAUAUAUCGGAUGUUACAGUCGACGUUGACUUUUCUACUCAUGGUGAUGACUACACGAAAAUACAGAAUCGGAUAAAAGGUUGCUCGUGGCUUACACUGGAAUCAGUUUUCGAUAAUUAUUUAGAUGCUGAAACAGUACUUCAAGUAGUUUUUGAAAAAAAAAACAAAAUUAAACACGAAUUUUAA
This is a messenger RNA of Adineta ricciae, 1020 nucleotides long. Lineage: Eukaryota; Metazoa; Rotifera; Eurotatoria; Adinetida; Adinetidae. The record is from the annotation of a GenBank genome assembly.